UUUAAUCAAAGUGGUUCCGGGGCUUCAGCAGAUAAAUACGUGCACCCUGGCCUGAGUUUUAAAGUAAGGAUCCUUGGUGGCAGCUUUGGGUGAGAGAACAGUUCCGGACUAAAGCGCUAUGGCUCAGUUUGACUGCAGAGAUGAAAACAGCCACUGUUUAAGCAGUAGCAUUGUCGCUAAUAUACCCUCCUGCUUUGAAAAAAGUCAUCCAGCAAAUAUUUUGAUAUCACAAAUCAUGAAGACAAGAGAGCGGAUUCCUUCAGGGUUUUCUCUAGAAACCGGUGGUGGACAAGACACUGGAGGCCUGCAGGGGACUUCAGGUGACUCUCUGAACCAGCUCGAGGGUUGCAAUCCUCCAGACAUGUCUGCAGCCUUCAAGUCAAUGGCCUUAAUGCUCACAUGGGACUUGAAAAAAAUUAACUGUGCACCUGUGCAUGAACUGCUCUCAGUACCUAUACUUGAGGACAGCCCAACUUUGCCUCCCUUAGCUGACCAGGAUAAAACGACAGAAAGGGCAGCAGGUCCAGCUAAGGGGCCGAGUGGACCUUUCCGGUCAAAGUACAUUUGUUUUUCCCCACUAUAUCAAGACUACUGUCUACAGGCGGUGAAAGAUGACCUGCACAGACUGAAAGACAGUUCUGUGGCUGAACUGAUAACGCCCCAGUAUGUGCAGCGUCUGCAGUCUCACUGCUAUACUCGGGUUUCGUCUCCUCAAUUAAGCCCUCGUGAAGCGACUCCAUCCCCACCUCCCCACCCAAUCAGGGUGACGCCACGCACCCUUUGGCAAGAUCUAGAUGAGGUGAAGGCGUCUGGCCUGCUCAGCAGCUUGACCACCAGAGAGCUUCGCCUUCAGGAGUCGAUGUUUGAGUUGAUCGGCUCUGAAGCGUCUUACCUAAGGAGCCUCGGAGUUGCUGUUGAACAUUUCUAUGCGUCGACGCCACUGAAACGGACUCUGUCUCAAAGGGAGCAUCACAUUUUGUUCUCCAACAUUCGCCACUUGAUGGCAGCCAGUCAGAAGUUUCUGAUGGAUCUGGAAAUUCGCCUGGGGGAGUGCGCGUUAAUCUCUCAGGUUGGAGACGUUGUACUCCAGCACUGCCCAGAGUUUCACAGCCUCUAUGUGCCAUAUGUGACUAACAUGAAGUACCAAGAGACCCUUGUCACCCAGCUGCUGCAGCAGAACAGAAACUUUCUAUCUUCAGUCAAGAAGCUUGAGAGUGACCCAGUGUGUCAAAGACAAAGCCUCAAGUCAUUCCUGGUCCUUCCCUUCCAGAGAAUUACUCGUAUUAAACUCAUCCUAGAGAGCAUCCUGAAACUGACGGACCCAGGCUCCCACUCAAUUUUAAAUCUUGAAAGGGCAAUAGAAGCCAUCCAUGAGAUAGUGAUGGAGUGUGACAAGAGGGUUCGGAAUUUGAAACAAAUUGAGGAGCUGCUCUGCCUGAAAAUGCUGCUGGAUUUUGGUAAAGUUAAGUCGUUUCCUCUGGUCGUAAGUGGGCGUUUUCUGGUGCACCAGGGUGCCAUGAGACAGCUGACUGUGGAGGCAGCUCACAGCUCAAGACUGUCAUUCAUCAGCGUCUACCUCCACCUCUUCAACGACCUUUUGAUCAUAUCCUCGAAAAAGGAUCAGAGGUUCACAGUUGUGGAUCAUGCUGAAUUCCCCGCACAUGUGCACCUGGGGCAUCUGAAGACUGAGGCCCUAGGUCUCCCUCCAGACUCCUUCCUGUUACACCUCUCUCGAAGUCAAACCAGACAACCGACCGCCAUGAUACUUGUUACACACACCAGGUCAGAUAAAGAGGCAUGGAUGAAGGCACUGUCCUCCAAACAGUGAUGGAAACAUGGUUCUUUCAUUUUUAGAUCUCCUACAUCAAACUUCGGUGCUAUUUUACUUUCACCAAAAAUAUAUUGCUUGUUCACGCUUAAGAUUUCUUAACUUGCACUUACACAUGUUUUUGACAAUGGCACUCUAGAGUACAACAUGAAGCAUUUAAAUAUGCACUGAAUGUA
Molecule: messenger RNA, 2004 nt
Organism: Micropterus salmoides (largemouth bass)
Lineage: Eukaryota; Metazoa; Chordata; Actinopteri; Centrarchiformes; Centrarchidae
Product: rho guanine nucleotide exchange factor 19
Exons: 12
Coding region: 119-1828 (569 amino acids)
Biological process (GO): activation of GTPase activity
Cellular component (GO): cytoplasm; nucleus
Molecular function (GO): guanyl-nucleotide exchange factor activity
Source: RefSeq, a predicted model, not a curated record